This is a messenger RNA of Zootoca vivipara (common lizard), 1084 nucleotides long. The record is from RefSeq and is a predicted model, not a curated record. Lineage: Eukaryota; Metazoa; Chordata; Lepidosauria; Squamata; Lacertidae.
AAUCACAUUUGGCAGUGUCUAGAACCCUCCCACUUAGCCCAAGAUGCCACCAAAGAAGAAAAACACCAAACCAAAGAAGAAAGCCAAGAAGAAAGCAGCCAAGGAUGCAGCCAAGGGGCAAACAAGUUCCUUGCCAUACGUCAGCGAGAGGGAGAUAUACCUGCAGAAGGAAUUUGAAACCUUGACAGAGCACAUCAAAACAUACACUCAGCGUGUGAGGAAUUUUCAGUGGGAAAACGAGUUCCUGGACAAGGAAGCCCAAAAGAUCAAAGAUAUCAACAAAGUCUACAUCUCCUACAUAAACAGACGCACCCUCCGCAACCAGAACGCCAUCAUUUCUCUGAAUGACCAGAAUCUCUCAGAAUUAAUCCAGAUCCGGAAGGAGAGGGCAAAGCUGACCACUGAGUACCAGGAAAAGGAGAGAGAGGUGAGGCACCAGCUGAUUGAGAUGGAGACAAAGAUCUCCCUCGUGAACAGGGAAAUUGAAGCCCUGCAGCCUUACCAGGAGCUACAGCAGCAGCAGCUGGCGCGGAUCCGGGACCUGGAGAAGGAGCUGCUGGUCAUGAAAGUGCUGCACGCAGAGCAAAUGCACAAGCUCAAGAGUGAGUAUGUACAGCAGGUGACAGACUAUGAGAUGCAAGCUCAGCUGAAGAUCCAGGCUCUGGCUAGGCUGGCUGAAAAGGAAGCAGUACGCAGCCUCAUCCGGCACACGAAGCAGGUGAAAGCGGACAACUGGCGCCUGCGUCAUGAGCUGGUGGAUCUCAUCAGAGAGGCCAAAGUGCUGAAAUCCAUUGUGUUUCACCUGAAAGCGCAGCAGCAGCUGCUCCUGCGAGAGCACCAGUACAGGCAAGACCUUGCACGCUUGCGCAGAUGGCUUAGGCAUCGAGGGGCUCGGCUGGUCAUCCCCAGUGGCACCAGCUUCAGAUGUACCACACCGAUUAGGAGCAGAGUCAUUGCCACGCAGGAAAGCAGCUCCAGGUUUCUCACAGCUGGGGAACAGGUCCCAAGGUUGCAGCCAGAUGCCCAAGAGAGCUCGUCAUCACUUAGGAUUCCCAGUGCCUCACUCCCUACAAAGUACCAAUGA